CCACCCCUCCACUUUUUCCAGCCGCCACUCUCUUCUUCCUCCUCUCCCACACGCACAACUCUCUCCUCCUUGCUCCAUGGCGCAGCAGCAAAGUCCUUCUUCCCCACAUACGGUCGUCGUCCCCCUGGUCCUGCUCGGCGAUGCCCUUCUCCCCUAGGCCGGUGAACAGGUCUUCUUCCUCCCUGCUUCACGGCAGCAAGCAUGGACGCCGCUGCUCCUUUUUUUUCCUCUCGCUCUGCUCGCUCAGCCGCCAGCAGCCAUGGCCGACCUCCACUUCCAUGGAGCAGGCGCCCCCAACAGCCAUGGCGCCCUUCCCUGUUCUCCAGCGCCCUCCCUGCCAUCUUCCCUCCCAUGGGCGCGAGCUUCACCCUCGGCAAUGGACGCUGCGCGAGAUCCCCCUGGCGCCCCUAUUUUCCCAGCCGUGCAGCUCCCUAUUCGACUUCCAUGGUCGCCCAGCUCCCUGUCCACGGCGCCCAGGAAUUCCAACAGCAGCUCAUCCCCUCCCAGCGCCCCCUUCUGCUCCAUGGCUGCAAGAAGCCUCUCCAUGGCUGACGCACAGGUGGCCAGCAGCUUCGCUCGCCCCUUGUACCUUGAGCAGCAAGAAGCGGCGCCCCUAUCUCCUUUUCCCCGCAGCCCCACCAAAUCGACGCGCCGUAGGUGCUCGACAAAAUGCGCAGCUCCAUUUCUCCAUGGCCGCGAGCAUUUCCUUGCUGCGACUGCCUCCCAAGGACAGCGCGUAGCAGCCUCCCCGUGGCCAUGGUCUGCAACAUGAAGUCGCGCGCUACAUGUUCGAUGUUUUGCGCAGCAGCUCCGACGUCUCCGCGCGGCUCGCUGCUUUGUGCUGCGCAGCGAACAGCCGUCGACGCCUGCCAUGUGUUCGCUGUUUUGCGCAGCCCCAAUAUCGUCGUCGUUCACCCCGGUGAGACCACGACAAUUCUUGUUUAAUUUCACAUCGACAUUAUUCUCCGGUGAUUAAUUGUGUAUGUGUUGCUUGUUUUGUUUUGUGGACGAGACGAACCCCGUGUUUUGCGGGGAGAAGGCAAGUCGUUCGACGCUCGUCGACGUUCGAAGUUAUGCGCAAAUCGAAAUCGCCAUCGUCCUUACAAACACCGAUUGGGUUUGUUUAUGGACCGAGAGAUGAUGAUCGAGCCAGUGAUGUGGUGCCAACCACAAGAUGCCGUGGUGGACGACCUGAAGAAUGGACUUAACUAGUGGAUGCUCGCCAAGCGAGUACCCCCCCAGCAAACACUAUCUAAUUGUUAAAUUAAAGGCAAGCCCCGGUUUUAUGCAUAACCGUUUAUAUAUGCUAUUUUACUAUACUUAAUGUUUGUAGGUUUGUACUGUGCACUUAAGUGUAGGAGUUGACUGAAACCCUAGUUGCAUGAACUCAGGAUUCCUUUUUGAGAUGGAUACUAGCAUGCUAGGUCGAGUAGCUGCUUUAUUAAUUAGGGAUCUCGGUAGAAGUCGAGUGAUUUUUCUAGCACUCGCGCGAGGUCAGGACAUUGAUUGUACCCACUUUCAUAUCAUACUGAUGUUGGUCUGUGGACACGGAUUCAUGGGGAUGCGUGGUCUAUGAGAUGAAAUUGGAAUAAGUAUUAACGUGCGGAUACCUGUGUCAAGCGUUUGAACGUACUAAACACAUACCGAGAAAUAUGGUAAAUCGGUAAGCCUAGUACCUGAUUGAACCUGCCCACAGACAUAUCCCCUCACGCGACCUGAGACGUGGUCUCCCAUUCCGGUUAUGGUGGGUACAAGUGCGGUCACUGCACGACGGCAGUCGGGGUCAGUGAGGCAUUGUACGCCAAGGCGGUGAGCCCUGAUCUGUUGCCAGGGAAUCGAUGGGGACGGUUGAUGUGUGUGGGGACGGAGUGCCUCGCCACGUCGUGUGUUUAGGUUUACCUUGCAAGGAUAAAAACUCGAUUUGAAUCGUCUGCUUCUCGCAGCUAAUGAGACUGCUUGAUCCAUUGUACUGCAUUGAGUAAUAAGUGGAAAUGAGAUGACAAAAGAUGUUGAUUGAUAAAAUGUUUGAUAUCAUGUAUGACUAGCUAGGUACACAUCUAGUAAAGAGGAUCAUACUAAAACUUGAAAAGCUAAAACUUGAUUUUAGACUCAGCUAGUGCUUUUGGCAAACCAACCCCCUCAGCCAAACAACUGCAUGUCUAGAGGUAGAGGAGUAGACUCCUCACACCGGGUAAGUCUAGCUGAGUAUUAGUAUACUCAGCCUUACUUGUGGCACAAUUUUUGCAGGUACUCCUUAGGAUGAUUUGUUGCUGGUGUGACUUGGCCUCCAUCCCUGCCACCGGGAUAGAUGGUCGAGUGGGUUACUGCUUCCGCAGGAGAGGACCAGGAGGAGUAGCGUGGCCAGGCUUCGCCAUGUUGCUCGGUUCUUCUCCGUUAGUUAUUUCCGCUGCAUUAAAAAUUUAUGGUUAUUAUUUCUGAAACUCCGAUAAUGUAAUCACUAAUGAUACUUAUUAAAUUUGUGGUAUUAUGUUUUAUUGUAUUUCUCUGUGCCUCACCUUCGAGUGAGCUAGUGGUAUUCGAUCCUGGAUAAGUGGCUUUAUCGGACUAGAUCCGAGGGACUGACGGAUUAUUCCUAUUUAAGUGUGGUCUAGCCUCUAAGGCGGGACUUAGGCACUUAAGUCGGAAUAAUUCGGGCGGUUCCGCCACAGCUGGUAUCGGAGCGAAUACCAUCACAGAGAAGUCAAUAAGUCAUGAUUACCAACCUUUUCUAAAGUAAAACUUGCUUAGAAAUCAAAGUUGGAUAGAUCGUCAGGACGAUAAGGAUAGACCUAGGACGUGAAGCCCUAGGAAUAGAUGGGUAGCUAGGUGGCUAGUUAUUUAGGCCAUAAAGGCUACUACUACUAUUAAUAAGGAUGCUGUAGAAGCAUCCGAAAAAUUAGUUAGGUCUGAGAAGACGACUAGAAUAAGCAUGCAUCAUGAUUGUCGCAUUAUAAAUGUCUCUUGUGCACAAAUAUGCUUCUCUCACCUUUAUUCCAAGAAUAAGAAAUUGUGAAUAAUGUGUUGUAUAGCUAUGAACUGUAAAAAAAUGUCUUAUCCUGUGUGUCAUGAUAGUCUUGACUAGGUUGUGCUAUGUGUUUCUCUUUUCUUGCUAUCUAGGUGAUAUUGUGAUUGUUCAACCCUUUUGCAAAAAAAAA
Messenger RNA from Zea mays, 3155 nucleotides. RefSeq lists its product as uncharacterized. The transcript is spliced from 2 exons. The record is from RefSeq and is a predicted model, not a curated record. Lineage: Eukaryota; Viridiplantae; Streptophyta; Magnoliopsida; Poales; Poaceae. Bases 141 to 740 code for a protein of 199 amino acids.